Molecule: messenger RNA, 5533 nt
Organism: Haplochromis burtoni (Burton's mouthbrooder)
Lineage: Eukaryota; Metazoa; Chordata; Actinopteri; Cichliformes; Cichlidae
Gene: shc3
Product: SHC (Src homology 2 domain containing) transforming protein 3
Exons: 13
Coding region: 1075-3075 (666 amino acids)
Biological process (GO): intracellular signal transduction; cell surface receptor protein tyrosine kinase signaling pathway
Cellular component (GO): plasma membrane
Molecular function (GO): receptor tyrosine kinase binding
Source: RefSeq, a predicted model, not a curated record
AUAUCCACUGAAGACGUCUUCUCUUUGUUGCUAAUCUUUAGUUGACGUUACUAAAGUUGAACAUGCGAACCAAUAAUGCUCACCUGUACUCGUAAUGGUCGUCACUGUACCUGUUGGAAUAGUAGAUCUGGUUCCGAGACAUAUUUACAGGAAAAAAAAUCAGGUUAAUUAUUAGAAAAGUUUUACGAGAAACUGGGGUUGUAGAAUAACAACAAGUGCCCACCUGUAGCUCAUUCCGUGCAGAUUGCUCAAAGGUAUUGAUUGGACGACUUCUGUCAUGUGACCAGAAUUUCCCUCUUUAGCGUAGUUCUCGAGCCGUCAUCAAAGUACAGAAAAACAAAUAAGAAGAAAAGAAUUAUGGAGAAUGAAUAUGAGACUGGGGAAUAUAAAAAUUGAUUGGUUCUAGUGUGCUGUAAGUGGGAGGUUUUUUUUUCCCUCUCCCUCCAACAGGAAGUGAUUUGCAGUGUUCAGCAAGCCUUUUGUUGAGAAGGUUUUCUCAGAUCAGUGAGUCAUGCUUUAGCUCUGAGCCGGCAGGCAGGCAGCAGUCAGUAGAGGGUAUUUGCUCUUCCCUUGCAGUGUCCGUGAUCAUCAACAACACAGAUCUUUUUCUGUUCUUAACUUUUUGGAUUUUGAGCUAGGAAUCAGCAGCAGCGUCACCGCUGGAAACUAAAAGCUGCACCACAACACUGGAAGCCUUUUAGAGACCUUUCCAUCCUUUCCCCCCCUCCCUCUGCUUCAGUGUUGUUUCCGUGGAUUGUGUCUGUAUAUUUUUCCUCUGACGGAUUGGAUUGCAGCUCUGGAUUUUACAGAGAGCAGAUUGGACUUUGGCGACAACAGCAGCAGCAGCAGCAGCAGCAGCAGCUCAACACAACCACCACUGUAACCUCAAUAGAGAAAAUUACAGUCAGGUGGCCUGUGAUUGCUAAAAAGGCGUUUGCUGCCUACCGUUGCUGCUAUGUUACAGGAGAGGGUAAUCAGCACCGCUCAGCCACGUCUGCCAGCACGCUUGUGAACGAGGCAGGCUGUGCGUGUUGGUUGGUGGAGAGAGGGGAGAGAGCAAAGAGAGAGAAGGGUAUGCUUCACCGUACCAAAUACAACCGCUUCAGAAAUGAGUCAGUAACAUCCGUCGAUGAGCUUCUUCACGGCCUGUCCAUGAACCCCAAGGUCUCGGCCACCCCCCAGUCUGCAGCCGAGACGUCUUACACACCCCCGACUGAGGUUCAGCCCUCCUCCGCCACCGCUCCUUCCAGCAACCCCACCGGCCAUGGCUCUGACCACCUGGAAGAUGGAGGCACCACCCUCUGUACGCUCAUCAACAAGGUGUCCGGCCUGAAAUUCAGCAACUCCGGCAGCUUGCUCGGCAUAAAGGGUCUGCCCUCGGCCGUUAAGGACCUGGCUGUGUCAAAGCUGCAGGGGGGUGGGGGAUCAGGCUCAGGCUGCUCCAGUGGCCCGAGUCCCAGCGCAGCUACAGCGGCAGCCUCUGGUGCGGGUGUCUCUCUGUGCAGUUCGGCCUCCCAUUCAACCCCCUGUUCACAGCUGGAGCCAUCUGUCAGCAUGAGCAAGAAGAGCAGGCUGGAUGAGCACCAGCCCAGCGGAGAGGACUGGAAUCCAGGUGGAGGCGGUGGACUGGUGAGCAAACCCUCCAAAGGAUGGCUAGACUCAAACGAGAAGAUCUCUGGUCCCGGAGUCACAUACAUUGUUAAGUAUCUGGGCUGUAUAGAAGUCCUGAGGUCGAUGAGAUCCCUGGAUUUCACUACAAGGUCACAAAUAACAAGGGAAGCCAUCAGCCUGGUGUGUGAGGCUGUUCCAGGGACCAAAGGAGCUCUGCGGAAGAGAAAGCCACCAUCCAAAGCUCUGUCCAGUAUUUUGGGGAAGAGCAAUCUGCAGUUUGCCGGCAUGUCCAUCAACCUCAACAUCUCCACAAGUAGCCUCAACCUGAUGACCCCUGACUGCAAACAGAUUAUAGCCAACCAUCACAUGCAGUCCAUUUCCUUUGCAUCAGGUGGAGACCCUGAUACAACAGAUUAUGUUGCCUAUGUAGCAAAGGACCCAGUUAACAGAAGAGCGUGCCACAUCUUGGAGUGCUCUGAUGGACUAGCCCAGAACGUCAUCAGUACCAUCGGCCAGGCCUUUGACCUUCGCUUCCAGCAGUACCUGCAGUGUCCCUCAAGCAAGCUGUCGUCCACACAUGACAGGGUAUUAAACAUGGAGGAGUUACCUUGGACGGAGGAAGAGGAGGAGUCAGCAGAGCACCCUUACUAUAACAACAUCCCCGGGAAGAUGCCUCCCCCUGGAGGCUUCAUUGACACCAGGCUGACCAAUCAAAAUGCAGAUGGUUGCCAGAUGGGUCCAGGAUCUGUCGAUCAGACAUAUUACCAAGGGCGGCAAAGCUGGGGAGAUGAAAGAAAGACUUUCUUCAUGCAACAGGGAUCAUUUGAUAUAAGUGGACUCCCAGAGACUAAAGGUCAAGCACCAAAUGCAGAAGAAAUGCCCACCUAUGUGAACACCCAGCAGAUCGAUGCCCAGGUGCUCGCAGCUCUCCAGGCAGAGGCUGAAAAUGUGACAAAGGGCAUGGCAGCUGCAGCCAAAGAGAGCCCACAGAAGGACCUGUUUGAUAUGAAGCCCUUCGAAGAUGCAAUCCAGUCCCAGUCCCAGCCGCUGUCUCAGGGACAGGCCCAGUCCCAAGUAUCCGGUCUUCACAAGGCAGCAUCCGUGGACAACUCGAGCCCUCUGCUUGUGCGCUCUCUGGCCUUCCGGGCUCAGGAGGAGCUGGAGGGCCAAAUGUGGUACCACGGUAAAAUGAGUCGCCGCGAUGCUGAAAAACUUCUGAAAAAUGAUGGGGACUUUCUCGUCCGUAAGAGCACUACCAACCCAGGGUCCUACGUACUGACAGGCAUGCACAAUGGAAUUGCCAAACACCUGCUGCUGGUGGACCCUGAAGGCACGGUACGGACAAAAGAUCACAUAUUUGACAGCAUUAGCCACCUUAUUGGCCAUCACCGUGACAACAACCUGCCGAUUGUUUCAGCCGGGAGUGAACUGUGUCUCCUACAGCCUGUGGGAAGGAAACAGUGAUGCUUGCGAUGCCUGACCGAUAAUAGGAAGCGCUAAAGUGGCCUCUCACUACGGAGCUUGAAGAUGAAACAUGAGUCGAUGCUUCAAGGCUCAGUUCGCUCAAAGAGUUAUUGAGACAAACUGAUCUGCAGUUACUUAACCGGAGACGCUGGAAGAUGCAGGAGUUGUUAAAGAUGAAAAAAAAAAACAAUAGAGAACUGUUAUUAUUUUGUUGUGAUGACUGAAAUGCUAUAUUUUUGACAAGACUUAGGUGCAUUUGGACACAAUAUCUCGAUUUGGUGUUUUAAAAGAUUAAGAAAAAGACUAUUGUUCUUGUAGUUUAGACAAAGCGCAAAUCAAACCUCAAAGAGGUAUUAACAAGAGUAUUUUAGAAUAAAAAUCUGAAACUUUAGUUUUGUCUGUCAAGCACACCACAUUUCUACAGGAACCGUCGGCUAAGAGGUUGAGGAAACGGAAACGCUCUUUAUAACGAAAUUACGUUCAGAAAAACGUCCUUUAAUCUCACCAACAACGUGACAGCUUAUUCGAUUAGUCACUAUAAGAAAAACCUAGCUUUUAUCGGGGUUUAGGCCUGAAUGUGUUUUUUUCUUUUCUUUUCUUUUCUUUUGCUUUGCAGUUGUCACAAAUUGUUGGGUGGGGGGAGGGGGUGCAAACAGCCACCCUUUCACAGUGCUGUCAAUGGCUUUAACAAUAACGUUUUUUAUGAAGUAUUUUCUCGUGUCACUGCAGUCGCAUGACUUAAAAUCAACCGUUCUCGUGGCCAUGUUCGUAGACCUUGAUACCCCUUUAUUUGAAAGAGGUGCUUAUGUAUGCUGACACUGUAAAAAAAUAAAAAAGACAAAAAAUAUAUGCUUUUCAAACUAUUUCCGAAUUGGUUUUUCGCUGAAUUAUUUUAGGUGUGUAGUCGGUGAUUAGUUUUGGGGCUUGCAAUGGAUAUUCUCACAUCUUUGAUUCACAUUUUCAGCUUUUUGUGAACCUUUAAAAUCUUAAAUAUUAUUAUUACUAUUAUUAUUUGAAGGAUCUGAAACCAAUAGCACAAAACAAAGUUAGGUCACUUAGUUCACGCGUGUCAGACGAGUGUCUUGCGUUUACGCCAAAUGUUUUCGAUCGUUUUCAGUUACUGUUAGCUUUUGAUUUCUCAGUGUCGACAUCUUAUGAUUAAAAGCAGUUUUGCCACAAGAUGUCACCCUAGAGUUGGAUAGUUAACCCUGUCAGUUGCAUCUGCUUUGGAUAACACUGCGUUUGAAAGGAAAAUACAGCUUUUAAGCCAGUUUUUAACCAUUAAUUUUCAGUUUGCAAUCCACUGUAUGCUCUCAUUCCUCUGGACAGUUUAGUAUUUAUGUUGUUUUUAAAAAGCUCAUAGAAGUGGUACACAGCAGCACUGGAAACUGACUUUUUUUUCUUUUAUUUAAUGCUUUUAUCCUUACUAAUGUCAGGACACCGAUGGAUACCAAAUGAAUGGGGCAUUGUAUCUGAUAUGCACUGGAUCACUUCAGUUGAACCCAAAUCAGCAUGUGUUCAAUGAGUUUGACAAGACAGAUGCAAUGUAAUAUAAUGUGCCUGUGUUUUGCUGCAAGAGGGAGUGUACAGUACAUGCAUCUCACAACCCACAGCACUGGGGUCCUUAUGAAAAUGUAAAAAAACAACAACAACAACAAAAGAAACAUCCACCACAUCCGUUUUGGGUUAAUGUGUUUGAUUCAUUGUGUCCCAAUGGAGAAGGACACAAAGAGAAUUUUGUCAUUUACUUUUGCAUUCUCCACUUCUUUGCGACAUAAUUUCAUCAAAUCAAGUAACUCUGAAGAAAGAAUAAUGUGCUAAAUUAUUUAAAAGCACUCUGCUAAUGUAAAAAAAAGAAGCUUUAUUCCUAAAAUCUGAAUUUGUAGGAACACAAAAUUCCAAACAAACAAAGCGUAUAUCAAAAGCAACCGUACUCGAAUCUCGCCGAGGAUCAGCUUUGAGACUUAAAGAAAUGACCAAACUCCUCACUGGGACAAAAACUAAGAACAUGGCGUCUUUCCAGAUUUCUGUUGAUGAAAAUGUGCCUUUUAUUUGUACGAUGUUUGUUUUUAAUUUCUCCUUUCUCUCUUCCUUCAAAGUGCAAUAGCUGAUCUUCAAUGGGGCAUGCCUGUUCACUAGAGGUUGUGUUUUUGCCCUGCUGCGUGUUGCUGCUUGAGACUACUGUUCCCUCUCACUAUCUGUCUCCCACCCUCCCUCCUUCCCUCUCUAUUAUAUAUUAUAAAUGUAUCAUUUCGAGAUUCUAAAUAUAAAUCUUUGUCAGAGGAAAUCACACAGAAACUCACUAUUUUGGGACAGGUAUUUAAAAAAACUGGGGGGAAAAAAGGAAAUAAAAACAUAGAGACAACAAGUCCAAAUGAUGUUUACAGAUUUAAUCUUUUGGUUGUAUUAGUUAAUCAUUAUUCUGUAUGACUGUUGGCAAUAAAACCGUGAAUGUGUA